This is a messenger RNA of Trichomonas vaginalis G3, 1359 nucleotides long. RefSeq names its product protein serine/threonine kinase protein. Bases 1 to 1359 code for a protein of 452 amino acids. The transcript has a single exon. Gene Ontology annotation, molecular function: ATP binding; protein serine/threonine kinase activity. Lineage: Eukaryota; Parabasalia; Trichomonadida; Trichomonadidae. Gene Ontology annotation, biological process: protein phosphorylation. The record is from RefSeq and is a predicted model, not a curated record.
AUGAAUAAGCAAGUUGAUUUAGAUGAAGAACUUACAGCUCCUUUCAUCAAGAAAGGAACUAAAUUCGGGUUUUGGCAUAAAAGAUACUGCGUUCUACGACUAAAAGAACAAAAAUUACUCCUUUAUCUUAAUAAAGAAAGAAAAAUUUUCGAUAGAAUGGUCAAAAUUACCCCAGAAAUAGAGUGUUUAAUAGAUGAAAACAGGAAACAUCCGAGUUUUACAUUAAAAUACCCAGAUUCCAGGCCUCUUCGUCUCUCUACACCGGAUAUCUCAACUCUCAGGAUUUGGGUCAACGCUAUUAGAACAAUGUCAAUUGAGAAUCAACAACUCUCAAUGGAUGAUUUUAUUCCCAUAAACGUUAUCGGUAGAGGUUAUUAUGGAAAGGUUACCCUUUGCGAGAAGAAAAGUACCGGACAAAGAUAUGCUAUAAAGUCUGUACAUAAAAGUCGCUUGAUGAAAGCACAUAAAGCAAUUACAGUUAUCAACGAAAGAAAUACUUUGAUGAAGACAGAUCACCCUUUCAUCGUUCACAUCUAUUUUGCUUUUCAGAAUUCGUCAAAGGUAUACAUGGGCUUUGAGUACGUAGCAGGCGGAGACAUGGCUUUUCAUUUACACAAUCUGAAAAAGUUCGAGAAGCACGAUGUACGCCUUUACAUUGCCGAAUUGGCAUUAGCUAUAGAAUAUAUUCAUAGAAAUAAUAUUAUUUACCGCGAUCUUAAACCAGAAAAUAUCCUUAUGGAUGAAACAGGAUCUGUAAAGCUUACAGACUUUGGAUUAGUCAAGGAUAUUGCCUACUCAAAAGGUGCACACUCAUUCUGCGGUACUCCCGAGUAUUUGGCACCAGAAAUUAUCAAAUCACAGAAGUAUGGUCCGAAAAUCGAUUGGUGGGCGCUUGGAAUUGUUAUGUACAGCUUUUUGUACGGCCAGACACCAUGGUAUGACGAUAACAUGGACAAAUUAUUCAAAAAGAUUAUUUCCGCACCGUUGGAAUUCCCACCUGAUGCAACAUCUGAUGAAAAGGAUCUCAUUAAGAAUUUACUUGAUAGAAACCCCGAAACCAGAAAAGAUAUCAGAUUUCUCCUUCAUCAUCCAUUCUUUAAUGGAAUCAAGUUCAAAGAUAUUCUUCAAAGGAAUAUUCCUCACCAUUACAAGCCAGAUAUCAUUCAAUUGGGAGCUCCUUCUAACUUUGAUCACGAACUUUUAGAUGAGCCAAUACUUGAAUCCCUCGCAACACCAAUUCAUGAGGAAUCUGAUGCAUUUACCGGAUUCUCUUUCGAUUGCGAAGCUUCAGAUUAUUAUGAAGAAGAAUCUCAAAAAGAGAACACAAAAUACCGACCAUUGACAUUUGAUGAUAUAUAA